AUGGCAAAGAUGUUUUCUGCCUCGUUAAUGGGACAGGUGAAGCGUGAGAACAAUAAUCAUGAAACAAUGGCACUGAAUCUCAAGCCCCUACCAUGGUACAGACGAAUGUUCGCUCACAAAGAAAAUCGCUCAGGUAUUCAUCCCGAAUUUUCCCUCGAGCAUUCUCAAACACUAGGAUCUAUUCAUCGAUACUUGCAGUUAUCUCAGUCCAGCACCUCCAUUCUUUAUUGCUUGACCGGGGGCUAA
Messenger RNA from Gongylonema pulchrum, 246 nucleotides. The record is from the annotation of a GenBank genome assembly. NCBI's taxonomy places the organism in Eukaryota, Metazoa, Nematoda, Chromadorea, Rhabditida, Gongylonematidae.